Messenger RNA from Entamoeba invadens IP1, 3201 nucleotides. RefSeq names its product serine-threonine protein kinase, putative. Gene Ontology annotation, biological process: protein phosphorylation. Bases 1 to 3201 code for a protein of 1066 amino acids. Lineage: Eukaryota; Evosea; Mastigamoebida; Endamoebidae. The transcript is spliced from 3 exons. Gene Ontology annotation, molecular function: protein kinase activity; ATP binding. The record is from RefSeq and is a predicted model, not a curated record.
AUGUUUUUAAUAAUAAUAUACAUUAUAGUAUCUAGUGAUUCUUUGUUGUGUUCUCCUGGGUGCAUCAAUGGUUGUCUUUUUGAAUACACAUGUCUAGGGUGUACAGAAGGAUAUGACAAUGAUACUUCUUGCCUUAAUUGUGCUCUUGAGAACACAAAAGAUCGUAUUUACUAUAUCAAGAAUGACAGUGGAUGUAUCAAAGCAACGCAGACUGUCUUAAAGGCGAGAAAUAAGAAGAUCCCAGACACGAACUACAUCACUGAAAUUGAUUUAGUCAAUGAUUACAAUUUCACAUUAGAUUUGAACUCUUUCACUGAUUAUGGGUUCUGUUAUUACACACAAAGAACACGACUUGGAAAAUGGUUUUCACUUGAUAUCACCACAAUAACAGACCAAUACAUUGUAUUUAAAAUCACUAAAAGCAGAAUUGAUGUCAAUGUUGAUGUCGAUGUUACUAAUUCACCAAAUACAUCAGAACAAACAGAGUGCUUCAUGCACACCAAAAUUGAUAAUACAAUGCUAUCUUUUGAUAUGACACUGCCUAUUAUUCACUCAAACAACAUAUAUAGCAACACGGGGUCCAUAUAUUACUUUUUUGUGAGUAUGGACAAUACUAUUAGUGUCGAUGUUACCAUCAAAUAUCAACAAAAUAACUCAAAUUAUAAUUAUGAUCUUUUCAAUUUCACACAACACGAUGCUGAUGUUCUCUCCUCAAAUUUAAGUUCCAUAUUGACGUGGAAAGUACCAUUAGAACAGAAAGGAAUCACUUCUAUGAGUGUUUGCUUCCCAUUUGUCACAUUGAAGAGUGUCCCGUUCUCCAUUCAGUUCACUGGUAAUUACUCUUUGUUACUCAACGCAACUCAGGAAAAUCGAAUGAACUUCAUUCAACAGUACGAUAUAACUUUUGACGAUUCUGGUCUAGUGAAUUUAUCUUGUUUAAGGUCAUGGGAAGGGCGUCGUAUCGGUGUAUUAGGUGAAGAAGAGCGAAUCGGGACUUUAAUUCAAAUUAAAGGAAGUGACAAAAAGCAGUUGUUUUCUCUCCUCUCAAAAGACCAGAAAUCCCUGCAAACAAUUCAAUUUAGAGUGAUUUGUCCCAACGAUUGUAACUUUAAUACCGGCCACGGGGUAUGUUCUGCCAAUGCUGCGAAGUGUGUUUGUAGUGAUAAGUAUGGAGGAGAUGAUUGUCAUUUAAAGUGUUAUUAUAACCGAACAUGGACAGUAGAAGACAACACCAAUUCGUGUAAAUUUGGGAGUCACAAUUGUGAUCAGUACUGUCAGUGUGAGUCUGGAUACACGUUGAUUAAUCAUUUGUGUGUUUCUGAUUUGUGUAUACAAGGAAAGUACACGGAAGAGAUGUGUGUUGCCAAUACGGAGGGGUGUGAUCAAAGCUGUCAUUGUGAAAGCGAUUAUGAGGUGACCAGAGAGAACAAGUGUAAACACAAGAUGUGUGGAAAUGGGAGAAUAGACACAUAUUAUGAUGAAGACAAUCAUUACAUUCGAAAGGAAGAAUGUGAUGGGGGACACAACUGUGUUAUAGAUGAAUGUAAAUGUGCGAAUGGAUAUAUCACAGAAGAAGGUGACCCACUGUCUUGUAAAAAAAAAGUUCUCUCUUCCAAUGCUAUUGUUGGCAUUGUAGUUGGAGGAGCUGCUGGGUUUGUGUUAGUUCUUUUUAUCACCAUUAUUAUUAUUUAUUUCACUGUUAAACUCGAUCGUAUCGACACUAAUACGUUGAAACAAAGACAGCCACAAUACCACUACUACAUCUCAGGCUCUUCAAAUUUCGAACAAUCAAAGAAAGAAAAAUACUUGUUGAAGCCAACGAACUUGGACUUUGGAAAUGUCGAGCAAGCAACUGAGAUAUUCGACACAAGGUACCAAAAAAUAGAAGUCAAGAAUUAUAGCAAAACCAAGUAUCUGAUGAUCAUAUUCCACGCCCCACUCUCGCCUAAAUACAUCUUCCACUUCGAACCACAAGUACUAUUUAUAUCUCCACAUUCCACAAUAAAAACAGUCACCGUGUACAUGACACUUUUCACAACAACAAAAAUUAGAAAUUUGAAGAUUCCAUACACUGUCUGGUUGUCGAAGAAUAAACAUGUUUUGAUACAAAUUGCGGAGUUAUUGAAAGAUAAAACAUUUGAAGAGUGGACGAGUUUAGACCAAAAAAGUAUGGAGGAGCUCUGUAAUAAAGUCGCAUUGCGAAGUCACUACAGCUUCACUAUAACUACAGACGCCGCGUGUUCAACACACAUCGACUUGGACGAGUUGGGCAUUUCAGAAAAGCCAUUUGCUGAAGGAGCAAUGGGCAAUGUGUUCAUAGGAAAUUACCGGAGUGUCCCUGUCGCUAUCAAGCAAUUUAAAUGGGAGAGUCUGACAGACACGGAGAUGGACGAAAUGAAGAAGGAAGUCAUGUACGAGUGUGACAUGAUGAGCAAAUUGCGGAAUCCCUUCAUCGCGAAUUAUAUAGGAUCGGUCACAUACCUUCCCCAAGUGUCGAUGGUCAUUCAAUAUUUUGUCUUAGGCUCUCUGAGUGAGUAUCUGCGUGAGGACAAAGAAUUCUACUUUAAACUGCCAUACAAAUUGAAAGUGCGAAUGUUGUACGAUACAGCUCGAGGUAUGCAGUUUUUACAUGAAAAUAAGAUCAUGCACUUGGACUUGAAACCAGACAAUUUGUUGGUCAACUCGUUGGACUCCAACUCGGCGUGUACCAUCAAAAUCACCGAUUUUGGGACGUCAAGAUUUUUAAAGAAGACUAAAAUUGGUGGGGAAGAUAAAGGACUUGGGACACCAAUUUAUGCAUCGCCAGAGUCGUAUCAGGACGAAUACACUUUUGCGGGUGAUGUGUAUUCGUUUGGAGUAACUGCAUGGGAAAUGUAUUACCAAGAAGAACCAUUUAAAGAUUUCAAGUCACUUUUCGAGAUCAAACAAUUUGUAGUCAGCGGUAAACGACUGGAGAUCGAUGAGAAAAUGCCAAAGGACUAUGCAGAGUUGGUGGAAGAAUGCUGGAGAAAUAUACCAACAGAACGACCGACCUUUAAUCAAGUCACCAAAAUACUUGUCGAAGUGGACAACGGCGCAAACAACGAAAAUAUUAAAGAAGAAGACACUGGGUGUGGCACAGAUGAGACCAUCGAGAGUAUUGUGCAGAAGAAAAUGCAGAGAAUGAAAGAUCAAUUGAAAGAAAUAGCAAAUGAUUAUUAA